AUGAAAAGAUUUUCAGGUAACUUUUGUUAGCUUCCAACAAAGGCUGAAUCUUCUUGCCCUAGCAGCAGACAUCCACAGUCAACUGUGACUGGUGUUAGUGCCUCAGCAGAUUUUUCUAUUCCACUGGAAUUGCUAAAGUGGAAAGCACUUAAAAAGAAAGCAGAGGAUGGAACUGACAGACUCCAUGAGAGUAUCAAAGUGAGUCAAGAUGAGUUAGAUGUGUCAGAGACUGUGAUGCUGAAAAAACAAACGAACAGCUGACAGUGUGCUGUAGAGCUUGUCAAGGAGGAAUACCAGUUCAUACCUUCAUACUUGGCCAGUGUAGCUAAAAUGGAACAGUUUGACAAGUUCCUAGAUUUCCAGAAGGAGUUUGUAGCAAACCGUGAACUGUUACAGAAUGAUUUAACAGGGAGAAAAGUAUCAGAGCAGCAUGAAAGUAAGCUGGCUAAGGAACACCAGAUAACAUGUGCUUGUGAUCCCCUCCAUUUCAAGCAACUACAGGUUGUUGAGGAAGCAUUUGAAGAUAUACGCAACAGGUCUCUGAUAUUUUGUGUCUUAUCAACAGCUUGUUCAGAAGUUUUUAUCAGAACCGAAUUUUACCAAAAAGUAAUUUUAAAAAUGGUGCCAGAACCUGCGGCAAAAAAAAAGCCCACAAAACUUUAUAUUUUACUCUUUUUCAUGCACUCAUGGGAUCUGAAGAUUUGGGUCAAAGGGAUGGAAACAAAGACUUCAAGGGCUCCAGAAAUACAAGUACUCAGGAAAGAUGUUCAGGUUCUCAUGCAGAAAGCCAGUACUGCUCUAGGAAGAAGUAAAGACUCAUUGAAGAAUUAAUUAGAAACAGUGCUACAGAUGAGCCAGACUCCAGAAGAUAAAACAGUUUCAAAACAGCUUGAAUCUGUGAGGUGUAAGGUUCUUGAUAAAUGGGAAGAAAUUAACAUACUGAGACUGGGAAGAAAGAAAGAGUGGUUUAUGCUUGGUUACACUGAUAAGUGUUCCAGCUGCGUGAAACGAGGAGGUUGCAUAUUUAAAAAGAUAAGUGGGUCUGAUGCACUUUCUUUUGCUGGAAUGCUGUGUGACAAUUUAACUGAUCUGUUACUGCCUUUUCAGUCUCAAACUAUGAAAAUCAACUCAUGAAACACGUUUCUCCAAGGCCAAAUAAAAGAAUUUGAAGGAAAUAUCACAGAAAUUUUAGAUAAACUGAAAAUCACUCAAGAAAAUCAAAGGGGAGUAUGA
Manacus vitellinus (golden-collared manakin) is the source of this 1233-nucleotide messenger RNA. RefSeq names its product chromosome unknown C6orf118 homolog (gene CUNH6orf118). The record is from RefSeq and is a predicted model, not a curated record. Lineage: Eukaryota; Metazoa; Chordata; Aves; Passeriformes; Pipridae.